GAAUAACUUUGGUAAUUUCACCUCUUGUGUCGCUAAUGGAAGACCAGCUAUUUGCUUUAAAAGCUUUGAAUGUUAAUGCUGCCAUGAUGAGUGCAUCAGCUACCCGGGAAGAAGUCAAUUCAAUUCAACAGGCAAUGGUUGAUAAAAAUUCAAAAUUGAAAAUGAUUUAUGUGACUCCUGAAAAGUUGGCUAAGAGCAAACGUUUCAUGACAAAACUUCAGAAAAUGUAUGAACUAAAGCGGCUGUCGUUAAUGGCUAUUGAUGAAGUGCAUUGCUGCUCCCAGUGGGGUCAUGAUUUUCGCCCAGGAAUCACUUCUGCUAACAUGGAGAAUGAUAAUUUACAUACACACAUACAUCAAUAGAAAACUUAUGUUAAUGUCCAGAAGCAAAACAAAGGCAUUUGCUCAAAGGAUCAGGGAAAGUGGACGAAAACCUGAGAUGGGAGUCAUUGACCCAGAAGCUGAGGUACAAUACUUGGUACAGAUUAUUUAGAAUUAUACAUUUACAUAGAUGGGAUUUGCUUUUUAUUCAUACAAUUGUAUUUUUUUAUAUAAAAGUCUUGAACUGUAGGAUGUGUUUCCCCUGAAUAUUAUGUCAUAUCUCAGGGAAGAAUGAACAUUCAUGAAAUAUAUACAACGAGCAGUAUGAGGGCUGACUGAAUUUGAAUGAAUUCUGAUCGCAUAGUAUUAUGAACUUAGGUAAUUUUGUGUACAUUUCAUUUG
Messenger RNA from Gryllus bimaculatus (two-spotted cricket), 722 nucleotides. The record is from the annotation of a GenBank genome assembly. NCBI's taxonomy places the organism in Eukaryota, Metazoa, Arthropoda, Insecta, Orthoptera, Gryllidae.